Molecule: messenger RNA, 1251 nt
Organism: Eremomyces bilateralis CBS 781.70
Lineage: Eukaryota; Fungi; Ascomycota; Dothideomycetes; Eremomycetales; Eremomycetaceae
Product: PLC-like phosphodiesterase
Exons: 3
Coding region: 1-930 (309 amino acids)
Biological process (GO): lipid metabolic process
Molecular function (GO): phosphoric diester hydrolase activity
Source: RefSeq, a predicted model, not a curated record
AUGGGGCAUCUGGAUCAGAUUGAGCGUCUGUAUAUUAAUCUCGGAUCAUGGCCCGUGCCGACCUCCCCUCCCUCCGCCGCCGACCCUAGCCGCCUCUGCAAUGGCCAGUCCAGUUACUGCUCGCGCAAAUACACCGAGAUCGCCUUCAUCGGUGCACACGACUCGCCCUUCGUCGGCAUAUUGCCCACGCAGAACCAAGGCCUGGAGGUGACGGAGCAGCUAGAUAAGGGGGUGCGGUACCUACAGGGGCAAACGCAGACGGACGGGGGAACGUUGAAUCUGUGCCACACGGCGUGUGCAUUGGAAGAUGCGGGGCCCAUAGAAGACUAUUUGCACACGGUGAAGGCAUUCUUGGAAGGGAACCCCGGUGAGGUGGUCACGCUGUUGUUUGUGAAUGGAGACCGAACCCCCAUUGAGGAGUGGAAAGCAGCGUUCGAGGAGACGGGAAUUCACGAGUAUGCAUAUGCACCAGAGAAAAAGCCAUUGCCGAUGGGCGAGUGGCCGACAUUGGGGGAGAUGAUUGAUAUGGGGAAGAGAUUGGUGGUCUUCCUCGACACCGGCGCCGAUCAAUCCAAAGUCCCCUACCUCAUCGACGAAUUCUCCCACUACUUCGAAACCCCCUUCGGCGUCACCGACCCCAGCUUCCCGGACUGCUCACUCGACCGCCCUAAGAGCGACCGCCCGUCGGAAACCGCGUCGUCACGCAUGUACAUCGUCAACCACUUUUUGAACGUCGAGCUGCUCCCGGGCUUGAAGGUCCCGGACCGGAUGAAGGCACCGCAGACGAACGCCGCGGAGGGGAAUGGCGGGGUGUUGAAGCAGGUGGGGAUCUGUCAGACGAAUUGGGAGAGGAGGCCGAAUGUGGUGUUGUUGGAUUAUGUUGAGUUCGCGGACGUGAAGGAGUUAGAGAGGAUAUUGAAUCGUCCUUGAAGUAUCUUUUUACUUUUUAGGCUCCUCGUGGUUGGAAUAGUGACGGGAAGCUGGAAUGAAAAGCCAUGGCGCAUUCAUAGCCUGCUAUCGAUAUUAUCUUAUUGUCUAUUGACAUUUACCUGCGGGAAUAAGGCUCACGCAUAGGCGACAAAUAUUACACGAUUGUAUCAUACAUUGUUAUGCCAAACGCUCGCAUGAAUGCACUGUUCACACCACCCAACGUCCCAACCUGCACCACAACUCCUCUCCAUACAUUUUCCCGCUCUUCAACUUCUCGAACCCUCUGACAACGCCCUCUUCGGUGCAUUCAAUCCAUGCCUA